AUGUACGAUAUCAUACGUGACUCACCUUUCGGCCAAAUAACACGAUUCCUGACUAAGAAUAAGUGGCUUCGAUACGUCGAAGAGCGAGAAGAUUUUCAGAAUCCAUACUACAUCUUUAACUCUUUGCCGGAGGAGACUGAGAUUAACAGCCAUGCUCAAGACGCUAGCUCUGAGACGAAGCCGGAAGAAACUCCUUCCUUUGGUUCCGUAGCAGCCGAUUCUCAACAUGAGACAUCUGGGUUUAUGCAUUCUACAGCGCAAGAGGAUGUGGAGGCGAACGGCCCGGGGGAAAAUCCCAUUGAACGAGUAGUUACGAUGCAAACUCUUCACGAGAUCGAGAAAAGAAUGAGCAGAUCUAUACGGCCGACGCAAACCACCGACGGCACAAUAUUGGUUGACUGGUACACAACCGACGACCCAGAUAACCCGCAGAAUUGGAGUGGUUUUAAAAAGGGGUUCGUUGCUUUUCAAAUCUGCAUUUAUUCCUUUGCCGUAUAUUUCGGCUCCUCCAUAUACGUCGGGGCAGUUCCCGAAGUUACCGAAAAAUACGAUAUCAGCAUAGAGGUGUCCUCUUUGGCACUCGCUUUGUAUGUCUUUGGUUAUGGUAUUGGUCCUCUAAUAUUCUCUCCACUAAGCGAAAUCGCCGCGGUAGGAAGAAACCCUCCGUACAUAAUUACACUCUUCAUAUACACCGUUCUAUGGAUACCUGCCUCUGUUGUAAAUAAUUUCGCCGGUUUCGUGGUUCUUCGAUUUUUAACAGGCUUCUUCGGAUCCCCAUGCCUUGCCACUGGAGGCGCUUCACUUAGUGAUAUUUAUCCACUUAUUCAAGUGCCAUAUCUGUUGAUCAUCUGGGGCGCCGCGACUGUAUUUGGUCCUGCUCUAGCACCCGUCGUUUCGAACCUCAGUGCACCCGUCAAAGGAUGGCAUUGGGUAUCCUGGGAGAUGUUGUGGCUCAGUGCCCCGAUCUUGUUGGGCUUCUUCUUUUUCCUACCUGAAACUUCAUCGGCUACGAUCCUUUACUACCGAGCAAAACGUCUACGAAAUAUAACGGGAAAUCUGCAUUACCGGUCUCAGGUGGAAAUAGAUCAAGCAAAGCAACAUAUGACUGUCAAAGAUAUCGUGUAUAAUGCCGUGAUCAAGCCUGGCGAAAUCAAUAUCUUGGAUCCUGCUGUACUUUUCUCCACCGUUUACACCAGUCUCGUCUACGCCAUAUUUUAUUCAUUUUUUGAAUCAUUCCCGCUUGUCUUUUCAGAUAUAUAUGGAUUCAAGUUUAAUAUCUCUGGUCUUCCAUUUUUAGGGGUGUUCCCCGGGUUGUUCGUGGCUGCAAUACUGUGCGCCUUGGUUUGGCAUUUUCAAGUAGUCAAACCAUUUCGGACCAAAGGAUUUGAUGCCUUCGGAGUUCCAGAAAAUCGUCUAGUUCCUGGAUUGUUCGCAUGCAUCUGGCUUCCUAUCGGACUGUUUCUAUUUGCUUGGACGGCACGACCGAGUGUGCACUGGAUGGCCUCAAUUGUAGGGUUAUCUCUAAGCAUUGUCGGAACAUUUACAAUCAUUGUCUGCAUGCUACAAUAUUUGGCAUUUACUUAUCCCAAAUACUCAGCUUCGUUAUUUGCAGCAAACGACUUUUCUCGGUCGACCUUGGCAGCAGGAGCGAUCAUGUUCUCACGACCUAUGUUUCUUAACCUUGGGAUCCACUGGGGUGUGAGUUUGCUCGCCUUUUUGGAUAUCGUCUGUUGUGUCUUGCUGUACGCACUGUGGAUAUUUGGUCCCAAGUUACGCUCCCGCAGCCGUUUUGCUCAACCUUGA
Messenger RNA from Talaromyces proteolyticus, 1803 nucleotides. Its product is annotated as major facilitator superfamily domain-containing protein. The transcript has 9 exons. Lineage: Eukaryota; Fungi; Ascomycota; Eurotiomycetes; Eurotiales; Trichocomaceae. Gene Ontology annotation, biological process: xenobiotic detoxification by transmembrane export across the plasma membrane. Gene Ontology annotation, molecular function: fluconazole transmembrane transporter activity. The record is from RefSeq and is a predicted model, not a curated record. Bases 1 to 1803 code for a protein of 600 amino acids.